AUGAGUGAUUCAAAGAAUGAAGAAGGAGCCGCCGUGGAUCUAAAAGACUUCAUGUCGGGUUCACCAAAUUGUGGGGCUCCGAUGAAUUUGGUUCGUUCCUUCCUUGACCGUGCUUGUAACAGCCCAGGUGACAUCAUGAUCGUCAUCACAUCUACGGUUAUCGUUCCCACGUGGGUGAGCUGGCAACAUGGCCCCCACCUCCGUUCAAAGCAGAACGUGGGGUCCGACCGUCAAAGGGUCGCAUGCUUGGCCGAUGGUCCAUUCAGACUUCUGGGGAGGUUCAGCCGAAUCAUCGGAAUGAGCCGAGGCAUACCAUCAACAAGCCCAUGGUUGUACUUCAUCGAAGUCUUGGGGAUUAAAGUCGCCGGAGAGUUGCUACCGAUCUCUCAAUCCGUGUUUAGUUCUUCCGGCACUAUAAUAGACUCUGGAACCAUCACUACAUCGCUGCAGCCGAAGGCGUACAAUGCUCUCCGGACGAAGUUCCAGCAAUUGAUGAUGAACUACACGAUGACUCAGGGCGGUUCAACAUUCGACACGUGCUACAACUUCAGCGAUGGUGUUAUGGUGGAGGUCCCAAAGAUAAGCUUCCAAUUCGGCGGCGAUGUUAAGGUCCCGAUCCCCUUCCCCGGGAUUCUAAUCGGCAGCAAAGAGCUAAGCUAUCUAGUUUUUAUUGGGAAUAGCGAUUCAUUUGACAUGGGUAUUUUUGGAAUUGGCAGCAGCAAACUUUGCACUACAACAAAAAACACAUUUGGUGACACGUAA
This is a messenger RNA of Rhododendron vialii, 762 nucleotides long. Its product is annotated as aspartic proteinase nepenthesin-2-like. Gene Ontology annotation, molecular function: aspartic-type endopeptidase activity. Bases 1 to 762 code for a protein of 253 amino acids. The record is from RefSeq and is a predicted model, not a curated record. Gene Ontology annotation, biological process: proteolysis. The transcript is spliced from 3 exons. Lineage: Eukaryota; Viridiplantae; Streptophyta; Magnoliopsida; Ericales; Ericaceae.